Carassius carassius (crucian carp) is the source of this 2070-nucleotide messenger RNA. Its product is annotated as potassium voltage-gated channel subfamily V member 2-like. The transcript has 2 exons. The record is from RefSeq and is a predicted model, not a curated record. Gene Ontology annotation, cellular component: membrane; voltage-gated potassium channel complex. Lineage: Eukaryota; Metazoa; Chordata; Actinopteri; Cypriniformes; Cyprinidae. Bases 248 to 1804 code for a protein of 518 amino acids. Gene Ontology annotation, molecular function: voltage-gated potassium channel activity. Gene Ontology annotation, biological process: protein homooligomerization; potassium ion transmembrane transport.
GUGUAAUAUCCUCAUAUUCUGCUGGAGGUUGGUGAAUGUACAGCAAUGAAAGACAUCAGGGUUGGUAAAGAGUCUGGAAGAGGAUCAUAGUAUUUAAAGGUUUAAGCACUCAGAUUCUCGCUGUCAGCAAUAUUAGGCGAUGCUGAUUCCUUGUUGCUCGGGUCUGUCUCUGAGGUAUUAGAGGCAUCUAAUGCAUCUACACCCCCAGUAACCUGUGCAUCUGCCAAGCUGAGAGGACGCUGGCACCAUGAACAAGCUUAAAGGCAGGAGGCGAAGCCUUUUCCCUAACUAUAAACUUGGGGUCACAUUCCUUGCUCCCAAGGAUCCAGAGGACUCUGAGCUUCCUUUCGGUCAACACAAAUGGGUAAAACCAUGGAAUUCGAUGCAGGAAUUAAGUAAGGAUAUAUAUGACAUCUAUGCAGAGUAUUAUGACGAAGAAGAGGAUAGACUGAUGUCGACUCCUAGUAAACUUUCCUCUAAAAAUAAAAAUUACAUGCUGAACAUCAACGUUGGAGGCAAGGUCUACCAGAUCUCUUACAGGGUAGCAGCAAAAUAUCCCAAGACAAGAAUUGGACGACUAGCAACGUAUACUGACCACAACAGGAAACUUGACCUCUGUGAUGAUUACACGGUCCAGAACAAUGAGUUUUUCUUUGACAGGGAUCCAGACAUCUUCCACAACAUCUUCAACUUCUAUAGGACUGGAGUUCUCUGGAUUAAAGAUGAAUUGUGCCCACGCAAUUUUUUGGAGGAGAUCAACUACUGGGGUGUUCGUAUCAAGAACACCCAUCGCUGCUGUCGCAUUUCGUUCGAGGAACGGCAAGAUGAACUCAAUGAACAGCUGAAGAUACAACGGGAACUUGAGGCAGAGGUGGAAACUGAGGAGCAUGAGGACUUGUUUCAGGAUAUGGCUUUCGGUCAUACACGUUUCCUCAUCUGGAACAUGAUGGAGAAGCCCUUCUCUUCAGUCAUAGCCAAGCUCAUGGCAGUGGCAUCCAGUUUCUUCGUGCUGGUAUCACUCGUGGCUAUGACUCUCAAUACGGUUGAGGGAAUGCAAUACAAGACGACCACCGGCCAGCUGAGCGGGAAGACCUACUGUGAGUAUGUUGAGACUUUGUGCAUUGCAUUUUUUACGAUGGAAUAUCUGCUCCGGCUAGUGUCCACACCUGAUCUCAAACACUUUGGAAGGAGCGUGCUAAAUGCUGUGGACCUGAUUGCAAUCCUUCCAUUAUAUCUUCAGAUGGCCCUAGAGUGUUUCGAGAAUGAAGACUAUGGGAAGCAUGGUAGCGAUAUUGAGACCGUAGGACGGGUUGGUAAAGUGGGGCAAGUUCUCCGCAUCAUGCGUCUCAUGAGAAUAUUUCGUAUCCUAAAACUAGCACGACACUCAACUGGACUUCGAGCCUUUGGCUUCACACUCCGUCAAUGUUACCAACAAGUGGGCUGUCUUUUCCUCUUCAUUGCAAUGGGAAUUUUCACCUUCUCUGCCAUGGUGUAUACCGUAGAGCAUGAUAUGCCUCAAACAAACUUCACCAGUAUUCCACAUGCAUGGUGGUGGGCAGCUGUGAGCAUCUCCACUGUGGGCUAUGGCGACAUGUUUCCAGAGACUGCUCUGGGCAGGAUUUUUGCAUUUGCGUGCAUCUCAUUUGGAAUUAUUCUCAACGGCAUGCCAAUCUCCAUCCUGUUCAAUAAAUUCUCAGACUACUAUUCAAAGCUGAAAGCCUAUGAAUACACCUCCUCUCUAAAGAAUCGCGGGAAAGUGAGGUUUGUGAAAAGGGCUGCAAAGAAGUUUUCAGAAUGUUUUUAGGUUGCCAGGUGCUGACCUACUCUUUCCACAAGUGAACUGAUUUUUAAUUCAUGGACUUGGUGGACUUCUUUUCAAAAAAUUCAUACUGACUAGACCGAUUAAGUAACGGUCUUCAAACAAAUUAGCCACUGCUUGCUUUUGUACUGCUGGAUACAAUCAUAUUUAGGAACUUUUGUACUAUAAACAAAAGUAAUUUCUUUAAACGAAUCAAUGCAUUUAGGUUGCCCUAACAAGGAUGCCAUUAAUAAAUACUUGCAUUGGCACAA